AUGUCCUCUGGAACCAGUAUCAGCAAAAAUCGGCAGGCUCCGAGCCUGCAGGGUGUUGACCCAGAAACAUGCAUGAUAGUGUUUAGAACACACUGGGCACAGGUUCUGAAAAUCUUAGAGAAGCAUGAUCCUUUGAAAAACACUCAGGCAAAGUAUGGGGCAAUUUCACCUGAUGAGGCCAGCACUGUUCAGAAUUAUGUAGAGCACAUGCUUUUCUUGUUAAUUGAAGAGCAAGCAAAGGAUGCUUCAAUGGGGCCUAUUCUGGAGUUUGUGGUCUCAGAAAACAUCAUGGAGAAGCUUUUUCUUUGGAGCUUACGGCGAGAGUUCACCGAUGAGACAAAAAUCGAGCAACUAAAAAUGUAUGAAAUGCUAGUAACCCAGUCUCAUCAGCCUUUGCUACAUCACAAGCCCAUCUUGAAGCCUUUGAUGAUGUUGCUGAGUUCCUGCUCAGGAGCAUCCACUCCAACAGUGGAAACAGAGUUGGUCGUCCUCUUGAACCAGCUCUGCUCUAUAAUAGCCAAAGAUCCCUCCAUUUUAGAACUGUUUUUCCACACCAGCGAGGACCAAGGAGCUGCCAAUUUCCUCAUAUUUUCUCUGCUGAUUCCCUUCAUCCAUCGAGAAGGAACAGUAGGCCAACAGGCCCGUGAUGCACUGCUUUUCAUAAUGUCUCUGUCUGCAGAAAACAACGUUGUUGCAAACCACAUAGCAGAAAACACCUAUUUUUGCCCGGUGUUAGCAACAGGACUAAGUGGCCUCUAUUCAUCUUUGCCUACAAAGCUGGAAGAAAAAGGAGAAGAGUGGCACUGCCUGCUGAAAGAUGACUGGCUGUUGUCACCAGCCCUUGUACAAUUCAUGAACUCCCUUGAAUUUUGCAAUGCUGUGAUACAGGUGGCACAUCCCUUGAUACGCAACCAGCUUGUGAAUUACAUUUACAAUGGAUUUUUGGUGCCGGUAAUGGCUCCUGCGCUCCAUAAGGUGACUGUUGAAGAAGUGAUGACUACUACUGCAUACCUGGAUCUCUUUUUGCGUAGUGUUUCAGAGCCAGCCCUCCUCAAGAUUUUCCUCCGUUUUAUUUUGCUGCACCGACAUGAGAAUGUGCAUAUCCUAGAUACACUUACUAGCCGAAUCAACACACCGUUCCGG
Balearica regulorum gibbericeps (East African grey crowned-crane) is the source of this 1143-nucleotide messenger RNA. The record is from RefSeq and is a predicted model, not a curated record. Lineage: Eukaryota; Metazoa; Chordata; Aves; Gruiformes; Gruidae.